Messenger RNA from Leptosia nina, 1446 nucleotides. The record is from the annotation of a GenBank genome assembly. NCBI's taxonomy places the organism in Eukaryota, Metazoa, Arthropoda, Insecta, Lepidoptera, Pieridae.
AUGUCGCCUCGUAAACAGCCUAGUUGUUUAUUGAAAUUGUGUAUUAAAAGUUCUCUUAAUUUAAUCAAUGAAUGUUGUUACAUUAUUGAGAAAAAUAAUUCAGAUCUAGAAUGUAGGGAAUGUGAAAGGCAGGUUGUUGCAUUGAAAGGAUACUUAAUGUCUCUGUUACCUGCGAGGUUGUUUGAUGUGCUUUGUUUAGAAAGAGGGUGCUGCAGAUAUCGCGGUGAUCCCAGAAUUCAGCUUAAUGUUUUGAUACAUCCUAAAAUGUCAAUAUUCCGCAAAAGUGAUGUUGACAACGGUAUUGCACAGAAUUUCUGGGCCCGUGUAAUUCCUUGUUUCAGUCGAUUAGUUGUUCUCGAUUUAAAAUUCAUCUGCACAGAUGAAAUUCUUGAAAUCAUUGGAUCUCAAUGUCUACUCCUCGAGGAAUUAAAUAUAGUAUCAAGGGUUGAUAUAUGCAAAUCCUUAAUUAAUGCUUCUGUUCUUAUUAGAAAUGUUUCUGAUGCAGGUCUAUGUUGUAUAGCAAAUUUAAACAAUUUGCGAAUAUUAUCUAUGGACCCACCUCGCAACGAAAGAGCUAGACGUGUAGGAAGAUGUGUCUCACAAGCUGGUAUCAUUAUGCUUAUCAGUAAACUUCCCUACCUAGAGGAACUACAUAUAGAAUCUUGCGACAUUGGUUCCACAUUGAUAGGCACUGAUAUAAGUAUUGGACCUUUGAGUCUACGAAAAAUUAAUUAUCUUUUUGCAUCGGCAGAAGGUAUGAGGAAACUUGUAAAAAUUUGUCCUCAUUUAAAGGAGCUGUGUAUAACUCAUUUAUCUGCACAUAAUAAGGAUUCUAUUUUGGAAGAAAUAGCAUUAAGUGAUCUCCGAUUACAUAAAUUAGACAUGUCAUUCUAUUCACAUAGUGACUCCUUACAUAGACUCCUGCAAGUUAAGGGCAGUUAUAUAACACAUUUUUCCCUGUGGGAGAUUGAUCAUUCAUUAAGUUUAGAUUCUGUCAUUAAUUUAGGUAUGUGUUGUCCAAAUCUCACAUCUCUUUGUCUAAUGACGCAGUCCAAAUAUCUUUUAAUUCCACGUUUCUUUCGACAUCCUGGUAACAUAUUCUGCAAAUUGGAAAUACUGACAUUAGGUGAUGAGAAUUUCAGUAUUGAAGAUAUACUGGUUUUCUUUUUAGAUUGUACAAAGUGUAUGCGUAAGUUGACAUUAAAAUUUGAAACAAAACUAGUAAUAGACAAUACCUUAAGAUAUAUUUUACAAAAGGGUUAUUUAAAAAAUUUAAACAUAUUAUGGUUGGACUGUACGUUGGAGGUGUCCAAACAGGUAGUGAAGGAGGUGAUACAGGGAUGUGAGAUGUUGCAAAAUUUUACUGUUAAUUUUACAGAAGACAUGAGCGAUGUAUACAAAUACAUAGCUGAUAAUAACUUAGAUUUUAAUUUAGGCAGUUAUUAG